AUGGCGGAGCUGGCUCGAUGGCAAUGGGACGAUGCUGGAACUUGGCGCGACUUUGCGGAGCAGUGCCAGGCGCAGAUGGAAGCGGCCCACCAGCGCCGCGAACGGAGCAUCGAGCUGGAGAUCCCUCCCUUCGGCACCUUCCGAAUGGACCUGCAGAAGCUUACGCAGAGCACGGUGCGUGGCCGGAACCCUGGCUACGAGCGAGAAAUCCGGCGACAAGUCCGGAAGAUCGAGCUUGGCUACUUCCUGCUGGGCUACGAGGGCGAGAUCUGCGCCUCUGACUCCUUGGUGGAUUGUAUGGAGGACAUUGAGGUCCUGGAGAAGCUCGCGAAGGUCUUGAGGAGAAUUUCCGAAGAGCCCGAAGAGUUCACCUUCCGGAGCCUGAACUUAGUGGAUGACGAGUUCAGGGACAAUCUCGGCUCCAAUGAAGAAGCCCAGCAAUUCCUGGAGGAAUUGGGUUUCGAGCUGAUUGAGGAGGAGCCGCAGCAGUUCCUGGUCUACAUGCAGGAGCAGGUGGAGGGCAUCCGAGCAGCGCAGAAGGACGUGGAGGGCAGGCUCCGGAAGCUCGGAGUGGUGAAGAAGGACUCAAACGUUGAAAGCAACGUCGAAUCCAACGCCGUGGAGUCUAACACAGUCGCAGAGUCCAACACUGUUGAAAGCAACAAGGUGGAGACCAACUUGCCGAGCAAUCCCAUGCAACAGGUCGCGAGUCCUAUGAUGGCGCCAGCUGCAGCGGAGAGCGCGACGCCCGCCAGCUGCGAGGUCCAAGUAGUUCUACCCUCCGGAGAGACACGGAAGAUUGAGCUGCUUGGAGAUGCCACGCUGGAGCAGUUUUUAGAGGCGGUAAAGGCAGCUGUGCCUGGCUUGCGGUUGCCCUGCAUCAAGCAGCAGGAGCAGCAAGAGCAGUGGCCAAGACUAGAGGCGUCCCUGUCGGGAGGCAAGGACAAGAAGAGGAAAGGCAAGGGUAAGGGCGGGAGCAGCAAGAAGGGAGGCAAAUGGAACUCCGCUCACCGUGCGCCCGAGCCGCCGAAGACGGAGAACACGAUGCCAGAGAGCGCGGACCCGGUGAUGCACCAAGCGCCCAUGCUGGACAUGUGCCUGGCCGCCGAGCCGGGGGCCCAGGCCUGGAGUGAGCCUUUGGAGGGCCUGCCGGAGCGCUAG
Molecule: messenger RNA, 1161 nt
Organism: Effrenium voratum
Lineage: Eukaryota; Dinophyceae; Suessiales; Symbiodiniaceae
Source: the annotation of a GenBank genome assembly